UGGGGGGUGUCAGCAUGGCUUCACAAUGGGGUCUCACGAGGAGUUUCGCCGCCGACCUUCUCAAGAUGGCAGCGCCCUUCCCGUGAUGGCGGCUCUCCAGGGCCGGUCACGUGCCGCAGGGCGGGCGGGGAAUCCCGCCACGUGCCGAGCGCGCUCACGUGACCAGGAGUGGGCGGUGCUGCGGGGCGAGGCCACGCCCCCGGGUCCCGGUGCUCCCGGCGUGGGACAGCGCCCCGGGCCCGGCACUCGUCGGGCGCUGCGGCGGCGCCCGGCCGGCCGGCCUCGUGGGGCUUGUUCCUCACAGCGUCCGCUCAGAGUGCCGGGCAGGGCAGGGGAGGGAGCUCACCCUCCGCCUGCCCCGGGGGCGGUGCUCCGGUACCUCCGCCCCUCACCGGCUGUCCAGUCCCGCGGCAGCCGCUCGCACCGGAGCCGCGGCCUGGCCUUGCUUCGCCACGCCCGGUCCCUUCCCCCUGCGCCGGCCGCCAGGGGGUUCGCGCUUUCCGCCGGCUCCCGCUGCCCCGCGAUGCCGUCCAACAAAUCCGUCUCGGACGCGCCCAUCGUCCAGUUCACCAACUGCCGCAUCCUGAGGGACCACCAGCUCCAGAGGGAGGACCUGUGGGUGCGAGAGGGGAAGAUCCUCAACCCAGAGAAACUCUUCUUUGAUGAAAAGGGCUCUGCUGAUGUCCAGCUGGACUGCAAGGACAGCAUCAUCGCCCCAGGUUUCAUCGAUGUCCAGAUCAAUGGAGGCUUCGGGGUGGACUUCUCUCUGGCUACAGAUGACUUCAAAUCAGGUAUUGACCUGGUCAGUCAGAAAAUCCUGUCCCAUGGAGUGACCUCUUUCUGUCCCACCCUGGUGACCUCUCCUCCAUCUGUGUACCACCAGGUUCUCCCUCAGAUCAGUGUAAGAAAUGGUGGAGCCCAUGGAGCAGGAAUCCUGGGAGCCCACCUGGAAGGGCCGUUCAUCAGCAAGGAGAAAAAGGGUGCCCACCCAGAGCACUGCCUCCGCACCUUUGAGGCAGGUGCUUUCCAGGACCUGCUUGCCACCUAUGGCUCCCUGGACUGUGUCCAGAUAGUGACCCUGGCCCCUGAAAUGAGGAGGAGCAGUGAGGUGAUCCGGGAGCUCACCAAGCGGGGCAUCUGCGUCUCCCUGGGUCACUCAGUGGCUAAUCUGUCCCAGGCCGAGGAGGCUGUGCAGCACGGAGCAACCUUCAUCACUCACCUCUUCAAUGCCAUGCUGCCGUUCCAUCACCGUGACCCUGGCAUUGUGGGGCUGCUAACAAGCGACAAGAUUCCUGCUGGGCGGAGGGUCUUCUAUGGCAUGAUUUCUGAUGGCAUCCACACCAACCCCGCUGCCCUGCGCAUUGCCCACCGAGCCCACCCCAAAGGGCUGGUGUUGGUGACAGAUGCAAUUGCUGGCAUGGGGCUGGCACCGGGUCGGCACACACUGGGUCAGCAGGUUGUGGAGAUCGAUGGGCUGAACACCUACAUCGCAGGCACAAAGACCCUGAGUGGCAGCGUGGCGACCAUGGACACUUGCGUGCGACACUUCCAAGAAGCCACAGGGUGCUCGGUAGAGACCGCGUUGGAGGCGGCGUCUCUGCAUCCCGCUCAGCUCCUGGGGAUUGAACAUAAAAAGGGGACACUCCAUUACGACUCCGAUGCAGAUUUCCUAAUGCUGAAUGACAGCCUGUAUGUGCAAGCCACGUACAUUGCCGGCGAGGAAGUCUGGCGACAGGAUGUGUCGGGCAUGUGACACUGGGCUGUCCCAGUGCCCUCCAAGGCUCACUGGCACUGUGGUUAGCAGCUCUGGCAACCACCCCACUUCUCUCUUUUGUUUUUUUUUCCCCCAAUUCCUUCCUGCAAUCUCUCAAAGGAACCUCAUACCAAAGAGCUGCAUUUUCCAGCUUCCAGUUACAGCCAUGCCUGCUAGGAAUUUGUUGGUGCUCAGUUGGUGGUAUGGGGAAAGAAGGCAGCUCUGUGCUGGCAAGGAAUGCUAGUCCUGGAGUGACCUACAGGACUGCACAGCUGUUCUGCCCCCAGACAGGUGCUCCUGUCACCAUCUGACAGCAGUGAGGAGUUGUCCCAGCCUUUGCACAGUUUAUACUAACUGUGCACACACUAACCUGCUCUGCACCUGAGGCAGGCUCAAGCCAUUCCAAUUCUUCUGCCUGCUGUUUGCUUCCCUCCCAGGCAGCCAUGACUUGUUAGACAUCAGCUUCCACCAGCUCAGCUCGCAGCUCUUCCAGUGACAAGGUUUCUGUUGUGUAAGCAGAAGCUGAGCAUCAUAUUCGGAUCUCCUGACAGCUCUUCUGUCGUGUGUCCUCAGAGCAAGGCUGCCAUGGCUCAUUUACUCGGUGUCCUUGUGGGGCUGAAUCCUCAGGGCAGAGAUCAAACCCAGGAAUACCAAGGCAUUGCUGAUCCUUUGUGCCUUUUUCCUGCAUGGGCAUUGAGUCCACAGAGCCAGAGAUACGAACAGCAUCCUACCACAUAAAACAAUGUUCCUUUCACUCCUUGCUCUGUCUGAAUGGGUUCUGCAGGCUCUGUGCCAGCCAUACCAAGAAGAGCCAUUGCAUCGCCUGAUGGGUUUGUGCAUUCCUCAGGCUAUGGAUGGGAAACUUUGCUUUAGGGGUUGCAUCCAGACUGGUGGUGACAGGCUCAACAAGCCUUCAGUCCAGCUCAGGCACUGAGGGAGAGGAAAACUGCGGUGGAUUCUGGCCUUUCAAGAGAGAUACAAUAGCUCAUUAUUUUGUGCUCAUUAUCUUCUCCAAUACUUGACUGUCAGAUUUUUUCCUGAUGCUGGGACACUUUUAUAUGAAGGCUGAGGCUGAUUUCAACCCUACUCAACCACUCAGAAUAAGCCUCAAGAUAAAGUCUCAAGACAAACUUGGAUAAGGCUCAAACCACUGAGGUGGUUUUUGUAAUGAGGAGAGGGCUCAGACAAUGGCUAAGUCUCAGUGAGGGUGGAGAUUGUAAGACAGACAGAAGUCUGGUUAGGAUUGGCAGAAGCGUACCGAUUUUUCCAGUACUAUUUUAUAAUCUUUAGCAGCAACAUUUGGAAGUGCUUCCCCAGCACUUUAGAGCCCUUCUGUCAGCCUUGGAGAAUUUCUAAUAUCAACUGCCAAUGUGAAGAGAAAUUAUAACCUCCAUGGUUUGAAGCAUUUGAGAGACACCAGACCCUAUGCAGUGACACGCUGUGCUGCUGCAGUUCUGACCUCACGGGGAUCUUCUGGCUGUUGUUGGAAACAAUCCAAUAAGGAAAAAUGUCUAUGAAACAAGGUGUUUAACUUUUUAUUUACAUAAUUAAAUAAUCAAAAGGAAAUCUAAA
Molecule: messenger RNA, 3325 nt
Organism: Motacilla alba alba
Lineage: Eukaryota; Metazoa; Chordata; Aves; Passeriformes; Motacillidae
Gene: AMDHD2
Product: amidohydrolase domain containing 2
Exons: 11
Coding region: 26-1753 (575 amino acids)
Biological process (GO): N-acetylglucosamine catabolic process
Molecular function (GO): N-acetylglucosamine-6-phosphate deacetylase activity
Source: RefSeq, a predicted model, not a curated record